This is a messenger RNA of Petromyzon marinus (sea lamprey), 3620 nucleotides long. Its product is annotated as prostaglandin E synthase 3-like. Gene Ontology annotation, cellular component: nucleus; cytosol. Lineage: Eukaryota; Metazoa; Chordata; Hyperoartia; Petromyzontiformes; Petromyzontidae. Gene Ontology annotation, molecular function: protein-folding chaperone binding; Hsp90 protein binding. The record is from RefSeq and is a predicted model, not a curated record. Gene Ontology annotation, biological process: chaperone-mediated protein complex assembly; protein folding.
GAUGUUGCGGCUGUCUGGCACCAGCAGGGGCCGCUCUCUAUCGAAGUCUCUGGAAAUUCUCUCGCCGCCUCCACCUCCCCCCCAACUCUCCACCGCACCCGCCCGUCCUUAGUCUCCAAGCCCCCAGCACAAACCGCGGCCAUCCUCCUCGUCGUCCUCCACCUCGUCCACCGAACAAACACCGGCGUCCAUGGCUGCAACGGAGUUGACCACCACCACCACCACGCCCGCUCGCUCGGAGGUGAUCGGCGAGGCCAUGGAUUGCGAGGGAGGCGAUCGAUCGGACAGCAUCCCUGUACAGACCAAGUGGUACGAUCGACGUGACUGUGUGGUGCUGGAGUUCUGUGUGGCUGACAGCAACCGCGUGAAUAUCAACUAUGAAGAGGACAAAAUCACAUUCAGCUGUCUUGGGAGCGAUUGCAGAAGUUUCCUGAAUGUAAUUGAGCUGUACGACAAAAUUACUAUUUCGAAAUCAAGUCACAAACGAACUGAUCGGACAGUGGUGUGCAUCAUUACAAAAAAGACCUCUGGAAAAUCCUGGCCAAGACUGACCAAAGAUAAGACUAAGUUAAGUUGGCUGAGCGUGGACUUUGGCAACUGGAAAGACUGGGAAGAUGACUCGGGAGAUGACCUGGCAAAAUUCAAUGACAUGUCUGAUGGGGAGUUUCCUGACAGUGAUGACGAAGAUUGAAAACUUUGAGAAUACUGCAUGCUUCCUGCAGCGAGUCGUCUGUGCUUCGAGGGUUCACAUUCGCGAAAGAUUUCAUACAAAUACCCUUCCCAUAGUACCUAUUAUUCAGAAUCAAAGAAAAACAUUGUAGACGCUCUUAAACAAUGUACACUAUUCGUUAUAAGCCACUUAAUUCACAGCGCAUUUGAUGCUGUUUAUAAUCGCACAUAUUUCAGUAAAACAAAGUAAAACAAUUAACCCUGCAAUACUCUAUCGAGCACCAUCAAUAUAAAACCGAAAACUAUAGUCCUUUAAGAGGCCACCAAUUAAAAUAGUUCAUUGAGGAAACUUGCAGUACUAUCGGUUGCUUAGAUAACUUGAAUAUGCGCUGCAGUCAACAGAGAGAUUAUCACGUUUGGGCUACCUACGAUGCAAAAGAAGUUAAACAUGUAUUCACUGCUUUAGGGGCAACAUACACACCUCUUUCGCCCUUUGGUAACACAACAGGUGGAAAAAAGGGGGUAAACACUGGCCAGUAUUGUUGAAAAGAGGAUAUGGGUGUUUGUUUUAGUUCACUGGUUGAGCACUCUUCCCAGCAGAAGCUACUGAAGCCAUCACCAAGGUCACGAAUUGGUCAUUAUUUUUCUUAACACGCUACACAGUUGAAUGCAAUCAGCUGGAUUUCCGACUACAUUCCUAAAAGCCAGUGUUUUUACAAUUGGUUGUGGUUAUAUAUAUACACAUAUGCAAAUGUGUUUGCAGGAUGUUGUAAAACUUAACGUUCACUUUUUGAGCUUCCAGCCCAUUACAAAAUAAUACGUCGGUCUCUCAAGCAAAUGCGGCAACCUUUCCGACACUGGCAAAAAUGCACAUAAUUCUCAGAGGAGCACCACCUCCUGGACAAGGUUCGCAUCUCUACACCUUGCCCAUGAUCCAUCAUAGUCAUUCUUGAAGGGCAUCAUGAGUCAAAUUGCAGUCUGCGGUGGCUUUUCAAUCCAAGGCAACCUGGCAAAUCCCGAGAUGCCACAUUGGGCAUCCUUUGCAUUCAAUACACAUUUCCUCGGUUUUUAUAAAGACAUGAGGCAUCGGUCAAACGUCAUUGCCCACGCUUAAGAGAAAGUAAUUAAAUAACUGGCUGACCAGUUGGCAGGCAGUUACAGGUUGCCGGCCUGCCAGCUGGUCAGCCAGUUAAAACAUGCAUGGGUAUUGACGUAUUUCCCAACCAUUUACAUUCUAUAGUGUACAGUACUGUAAUUAUUCAUGUUACUGUUAAUGUCGUACACCCUCGGAAUUCAGUUUAUUCAAGACCUUAGUUUUACCAUUGUUAAAGUAUAGUUUGAGUUUUCACCUGAUUACACCGUAACACAAUUUUUUCUCCCUGGGUAGUGUUAUUUUGCAACGGUUUUAUUCAAUGGUUUUAUUUAACUUGACUCCUGUUUGUCAUGGUCAAAUCUUGUCACAAAAAUUUAGUCUACUUCCUGUUGUCCAAUCAAUUCGAAAUUUUGCACACGUACUCAGAUCCGGUGACAAUGCAUGCCUGUAUCAAAAUCGACGUAAAUUUGUUAUGGGUGCGAAUUAGGCGCAUACAACUUCUUGGGAGGCAACACUUUAUUGUUAACUCAAUGUAACACUUAACAUAGGGUGGUGACCACUGACCUAUUCUCGCUAACACACACCAUCACUCACUAACACUGACUCGGAUACGACUAGCGUGACCAAGCCAGGAGGGCUACUCGCUGGUCACGCUGACUUGACUCUUCUUUCUUGACACGAGCAGCCUCGAACCCCGGUGAGGAGGCCGCUUAUAUGCGCCUCAGCGUGUCCGGGCCACACCCCGGUCACGUCCAACUUCAAUAACUCUUGAGAAGAUUCUCGACUGUCCACGUGGCCCCCAAGGUGGCCCCAGGGCCCCCAGACCUCACCUUGAUCCGGUCACGUGUCCAGCCGGGUUCACUCGGUGCCACGGCCUCACAACCCCCGUGGCCCUCACCCACGGCCUCCAGAUCCCCUGAACUGGCCCUGACGUCAUUCCCACCCCCAAACGGGAUGACGUCAUGUGUGUGUGUAGACCAGCGUGGUAGUUUUAGUAUGGACGCCUUGUUAAUUAUAAAUUUUUGUGCAGGUCAAAAACGCCGCGGUCCUUAAACUGUGGAAUCGCCUCGCACAAAAAGCAGGCGUCGCGUGUCUAAUGCGCCUGCUCCGUGUGAACGAGUAGUACAUUGAAAAUUAAUUUAUAAAAUAAGCAAUGAUUUCAUGUAAACGAUGUGGGAGCAGGCACCGCAUCAUUGACGUACAUCGAGGGUGCGUUAAACGAAGUUGUGAAUAAAACCGUUUAAAAAAGUUUAUUUAACUUCGUUUUUGUCGUGGUCAAAUCUUGUAAUCAAAAGUUAGUCUACUUCCUGUUUAAUAAAUUCCAAAUUUUGCAUCGGUGAUAAUGCAUGCCUGUAUCAAAAUCGGCAUGAAUUCAUCAAUUGCCUCCUUUCAAGCGAUUACAUUUUUUUCCAUGGACGGUUUAUAUGUUUUUGUGGAGGUCACGGUCCCUAAACUGGAAUCGGCUCGCACAAAAAGCAGGCGCCUUUGACGUACUUUUCGACCGCGAGUAUAAACGAAGUUAACUUUUUUUUAAGGAGUUUAUUUUAAUUGCUUAUGCCUAUAAAGUAUAGAAAACGGUUAUUCCCCAAACUUUGCUUUUGCGACGAGGACUUUGUGAAGGAAUGACACAUGCACACGUUUUCUCAUUGAAGAUGGGUACAUUUCUAAAUAUCACUCCUGGUCACAAAAACAUUUGUGGGAAAUAUACAUUUUCUAUACUUUUGAGGCAAGCAGUUAGGAAAUAACACUCGCUUCCCAGGGACAAAAAAAGUGUUACACGGUGUUAUCUCGGCCUAUAUCACCGAGCUGUUUAGCGACAAUGUUUAAGGUUGCAUUUUUGAAUAAAAGGAAAACUGAA